AUGUCCUCAUCCUCUGAGACCCUCGCCAUCUUUGGAGCCACUGGUCAACAAGGAGGAUCUGUUAUUAACUAUGUCCUCAAUCAUCCGGAGCUGUCCAAGCAAUUCGUGAUUCGAGCUGUGACUCGCAAUCCCUCCAAACCAGCCGCCCAAGUCUUGCAACAGCAAGGUGUUGAGGUCGUCAAAGGAGAUCUCCUCUAUGCUAAAGAAAUCAUUCAAGGCAAGAAUUUAGCGGACGCAGCUGUCGCCGUAGCUGUCCAGUAUAUCAUUUUUAGCACUGUGCAGCACGCAGGUGAAGUCUCUAGUGGCAAGCAUUCUCACGUCCAUGCUUUCAACGCCAAGGCCAACAUCGAGAAAUACAUUCGCUCUCUCCCCAUCAAGAGCGCCUUUUUUGGGCCAAGCUUCUUCUAUCAAGACUUUGCCAGCACAUUUUUUGUCCCUCAACGCCAAGACAAUGGGACCUUUACGAUAUUCAAUGUAGUCUCUCCUCAGAGCGUAUUUGAGUUUUUUGAUCCUGUUGCUGACACAGGCAAAUUUGUGGGUGCUAUUCUUGCAGAACCGGACAAAUUUGAAGGUGAAACCUUAUAUGCAGCAGCAACCUUUUGCUCAUUUGAGGAAGCAGCAGAGAUGAUCAGUAAAUCGACAGGCAAGACUGUCAAGUAUAAGCAGGUAUCUGCUGAUGAGUUUUAUCAAGCCAUGCCAGCUCUUAGCAGUAUCAACGUUCACCUUAUGCUUUUCGUGGAAGAGUUUGGUUUUUUGGGUCCAAAGGGAAAGGAGCUUGCCGAACGGUCUACCAAGAACAUCCAUGCGAAAUUGACGACAUUUGAAGAGUACCUCCAGAAGAACCCUCUCGAUCUUCAGUGA
Lobosporangium transversale is the source of this 861-nucleotide messenger RNA. Its product is annotated as NmrA family transcriptional regulator. The record is from RefSeq and is a predicted model, not a curated record. The transcript is spliced from 2 exons. Bases 1 to 861 code for a protein of 286 amino acids. NCBI's taxonomy places the organism in Eukaryota, Fungi, Mortierellomycota, Mortierellomycetes, Mortierellales, Mortierellaceae.